Rotaria sp. Silwood1 is the source of this 1284-nucleotide messenger RNA. The record is from the annotation of a GenBank genome assembly. Lineage: Eukaryota; Metazoa; Rotifera; Eurotatoria; Philodinida; Philodinidae.
AUGGCUGAUGAACAACAUCAUAAGAUCAAAGGUCACAUUGCUUCAAAUAUUAAUUCAAAGAAAAAAGAACAUAUUCGAAUAUUUGUUCAACGAAAACAUUUAUCACAUAGUAUUUUACAUAAAUCUAUUUCGACCAAAGCACGUACUAUCGAACAUUUAACUUCAGCUAUAAAAAAACAAUUAAAUAUAAAUAAGAAAAAAUUACGAAGUAAUAAAAAUAUUAUUGUUGUUAAUUAUAAACCAGUAUUCGUUCAUUCUCGUCAACAAAAAUCGACAGAAUCAAAAACAAUACGAACAUGUCCAUCAACUAAUGAAAAAUUUUCAUCAAUAACUCAUCAUAGUCGACAAUCUAGUGUUCCAACAAUGCUAAAUCAAUCAAAAACAAAUCAUACUUUAAAUCGAGAAUCAUUUUCAUUUGAUGUACCUGAUGUUGAAGAUCCAUUAUUGUUUAUUGAAAUGAUGUAUCAACAAUUAUUUACUGAAGAUGGAAAAUUACGUAGUGAAACUGAACCAAUUGUUUUAGCAAAUCGUGUUAAAGAACUUAUCACAAAGUCUAGAAGAAAUUCAAUGGUACGAAGAGAUUCACUAACAUCAAACGUUCAUCAAGAUAAACGUUUGUUAACACCAUUUACUCAUUCAAUGUCAUCAAAACGUACAUCAAUAUCAUCACCUUCUUUCUUAACUAAUACAUUCGAUAAAGAAGAAGAAGAAUUUAAUUUAUUAUUACUGACAAGUAGAACUCCUGAUACAUCCAGACGAAAUUCCAAACGAUUAAGUAUAGAUAGUACAGAUCCUCGUCUACAACGACUUCAAGCAUUUUUUAAUCCGUGUUAUCAUCAUCAAAAACCAACAUCAAAAAAUCAAAUUAUAACCAAUUCUAAUUAUCCUUUUUCUAUUGAUGAUACUGAUAAUGAAGAUUUUGAUACAUUUUCAGAUUUCAAUUCUUGUCUUAAAACAAUGUAUACAUCAUUACCAGAAAGUAUUGAUGGAGACUCAAAUCUUAUUGAUUCUAAACACUUAUUUUCAUCUGGCUAUCAAUCAUUACAAUCUUCACAACUAGUUAAAUAUAAAAUACCUUCAGAAAAUGAUCAUUAUUAUUGUCCGAAUUGUAUACGUGUUCCAGAAAUUGUUAUCACAUCUCCGACAAUAUCAUUAAAUAUAAUUCAACCAAUACGAGAUGUAUUUAUAAAAUUUCUCAAUUUCGUUUGUAUUUCAAAAAAUACUUUUCUUCUACCGUUAUGCAUUUUCUUUUUUCGUCAACGAUCCAUGUCAAUACCUUAUUAG